Molecule: messenger RNA, 1391 nt
Organism: Ziziphus jujuba (common jujube)
Lineage: Eukaryota; Viridiplantae; Streptophyta; Magnoliopsida; Rosales; Rhamnaceae
Product: loganic acid O-methyltransferase-like
Exons: 3
Coding region: 85-1173 (362 amino acids)
Biological process (GO): methylation
Molecular function (GO): S-adenosylmethionine-dependent methyltransferase activity
Source: RefSeq, a predicted model, not a curated record
AGGUGGCAUCCUUACACAUCAAUCCCAUAUUCACAGUAGGUGAACACUUAGAUAUUGAGAGAUCAUCUUAGAGAAAGAGAGAUUAUGGAGGUUCAAAGCAAUUCAUUAUUUUCCCACCAAUCCCAAGCAGCCAGUGGUGGAAAAAGCAUUCCUGAAAAUGAUGCUUAUUUGAAAAAAGUUGUUAUUGCUGCGGAAGAGAAACUAAAGGAAGAAAUUGCCAAGAAUUUCGACAUCACCAAGCUUUUUAAUUCCUCGAAAUCAAUUCGCAUCGCAGAUGUAGGAUGUUCUAGUGGAUCAACCACGGUUCUUGCGGUGGAGAACAUCAUCGACGCCAUAAAAUCCAAAUACAAAUCACAAGGACUAGUCGAAGAUCAAACGCCGGAAUUCGAAGUGUUCUUCAACGAUCUCGAAUCCAAUGAUUUCAACACGCUUUUCACAUUCCUACCUCCGAACAGGGAAUAUUUUGCGGCUGCACUGCCGGGGUCUUUCUACAAACCUUUACUUCCAAAGCAAUCUAUUCAUAUCGUUCACUCCUCUAGUUCACUCAACUGGCUCUCCGAAAUUCCCAAAGAGGUGAGGGACCCAAAUUCGCCGGCAUUUAACAAAGGAAAAAUCCAUUACGUGAAUGCUCAUAAGGAUGUGAUGGAGGCCUAUGCAGCUCAAUAUGACAAGGAUUGGAACACUUUUCUUUGUGCUAGAGCUCAAGAUGUUGUGGUUGGAGGUCUAAUGGCACUUUCUGUUCCUGCAGUUUCAGAUGUCAAACUCAGCUUAGACACCCAUACUGGUAGAAAUUUCCUCAUUUUGGAAUCUUGCCUUACUGACAUGACCAAGUUGGGAGUAAUAAGCGAAGAACAAUUGGACUCUUUCAAUCUGGGGUUAUACCAUUCAAGUCCAGAAGAAUUGAUUGAAAUCAUAGAAAGAAAUGGGAUGUUUAGCAUAGAAAGCAUGGCAAAAAUAGUGGAUGGUUUUAACGCCAAAGCCACUCCGGUCGAAAAGCGAGCUUUGGUAUUGAAAGCUGGAAUUGGAGGUAUAUUCAAACGCCAUUUCCGAAAUGAUGAGAUAAUUGAUGAGGUUUUUGAUCGUUUUGCCAAGAAAGUUACUGAUUCUCCACUCAACUUGCAAUGUACGGAUCACAAAAUGGUCAUCUUUCUCCUUCUUAAGAGGAAGCCAUAAAUGAGUACGUUUUGGCGACCCUACAUAGAUCAAACUUUGAUGAAUAACAAUUAUGUUUAGUUAAGUAGAUUUCAUACAUGGUUGUGUUUUGUAUUUGAACAAUGUUUUGAUGAAUUAUAUAUUAAAGAAAUAAAGGUUUUUGUUUUCUUUAAUAAAUAAAGGGGUUGGUUAUAUGUGUUAAUCCAAUGUAAUCAUUUUGAGUGCAAGAUAUGUCAAUU